ACAUGGGAUCACACAGAUAAAUACAUGUGCUCAAAAUAGUAAGGCUGUGGUGAGAAAUGUGACAAACUGAGAGUAGGGCAAUGAGGCAUGGGCUGUGAUGUUUGGGCUGGUUCACAGUGGUCACACUGGCCCUAUUAGACACACUGAUGUUGUACUGUCGAUGGAGUGGGGGGUGGAAACAAGCGAGAGAGCACGAGCGAGAGAGAGAGAGAGAGAGAGAGAGGGAGAGAGAGAGUCAGAGAGCAAAAGCGAGAGAGGGAGAGCAGUCGUCUCUGUGUAAACAGGCUGUCAGAAAAGAAAGUGCAGAGACAUUUCUGCACACUGCAGCUGAGAGGAGAGCAUUGCAUAGAAACAGCAGACGGAUAAUCACGAGAGGAGAGAUGUUUAAUUAAUUCAUGCUGGAAGGGGGAGAUGUUGCCACUGAGUAAAAAGGCUCAAGUGCUGUGUGUACACUGCUGCCUGUAGCUUUGUGCUCGUGCCUGCGUGCCAGUAAGCGGGUCUGUGCUCUGACCAUUUGAGAAGCUCAUGAUAUCAUCACCUGGAUUACCAGAGGUUGCUGUGAUUCAUGGACAGUCAGUUCUCUCCUGUGUGAACUUCCCUGCAGUGCAAAUCACAACCCCUUCCUGUCACACCUUGUCCGUUUCACCUUGACUCUGCACUUGUGCCCUCUCAGCUCUCCAUUCCUGCGCUUCCCCACUCCAGCACCACCUUUUUGCCAUCUGGUCACUGAGGGAGUUGGGAUGAUGCCAGUCAUGCACACCUCCAUUUCCUAUUUCAACCAGGGCUAAUCAGAGGCGUCUCCAAACACCCCUCCUCGCCACACACACUGCGGCCAGCGAGAUGGGCGACAGUAGCUGGGUGUGUCUGAGCCCAGCCGAGUUCUCUCAACUUCAGCAAUACAGCGAGUAUUCCUCUAAGAAGCUGAAAGAUGUUUUGGAGGAGUUUCAUGGAAAUGGUGUACUCUCCAAAUACAACCCAGAGCAGAAGCAAGAUGUUCUCAACCAACCUAUCGACUAUGAGGGCUUCCAGCUCUUCAUGACCACCUACUUAGAGAAUGACAUCCCAGAGGAACUGUGCCAACAUCUCUUCACUUCGUUCAAGAGUAAGACCGGAACAAGCAGUUCCCCUGAUGUUCCACGCACAGGAUCAGCACUGCUCGAACCCAAGUCGAUUGAUGCAGGUAUCUCUAUUCAGACAGAAGUGGCCUGCGCUCCUAUAACAGGGAUGAAUGGGAAAAGUAUUCUCAGUGCUAUGGGCAGACACACUCCAGAACACCCAGCUGGUGUGAUGCCAGGAUCAGGUGCCACCACCUCGCCAUGCUCCUCCCGCUCCUCCUCACAACGCUCAGGCACAGGGGGUCACACUCCUCAUCGCUCGCCCAAACCCUCAGCAGGCAGCAGCUGCAAUGCCCUGGCACCCUCCAAGAGUGCCAACUCCCCUCGACUCUCCCCAGAGCGAAGUCGAUCAGACAAGGGGGUAUUUCUGAGGAAAAGUCCAUCCCCUCAGAAGAGUUCCACUCCAUCCUCGCCACAGAUCGUCUUCCUGAAAGACAUUGUGUGCUACCUCUCUCUGCUGGAGCGAGGGACUCCAGAGGACAAACUAGAGUUCAUGUUCCGGUUGUAUGACACAGAUGGCAAUGGCCUGCUGGACAGCUCAGAACUGGACCGUAUCAUCAAUCAGAUGGUCCAUGUAGCAGAAUACCUGGAAUGGGACUCAACAGAGCUGAAGCCAAUCUUGAAGGAGAUGAUGGAGGAGAUUGAUUACGACCAUGAUGGAACAGUCACACUAGAAGAGUGGAUCAGAGGAGGAAUGACCACUAUCCCCUUGCUGGUACUGCUAGGCAUGGAGACGAAUGUACAAGAAGAUGGGCAGCAUGUAUGGAGACUGAAGCACUUCAACAAGCCAGCGUACUGUAACUACUGUCACACCAUGCUGUUAGGAGUGCGCAAACAAGGCCUUUGCUGCUCACUAUGCAAGUACACAGUCCAUGAGCGCUGUGUGUCCAAAGACAUUGCUGCUUGCAUCAGCACCUAUGCCAAGUCCCGCAGACACACCAAUGCUAUGCAGCAUGUAUGGAUGGAGGGCAAUUCUCCAACCAAGUGUGAUCGAUGUCACCGCAGUAUCAAGUACUACCAGGGCCUUACUGGCCUUCAUUGUGUUUGGUGUCAAAUUACUCUCCAUAAUAAGUGUGCAUCUCAUGUGAAGCCAGACUGUGAUGGUGGAGCACUGAAAGACCACACCCUCUUGCCAUCUUACAUCUGCCCUGUUGUCCUGGAUCGUCAGUCUGUAGUAAAAAGAGGAGAGGGCGAAUCAUCCCCCAACACCAGUCCUGAUGACUCCAACCAGUGCUUUAAGUUCACUGGAGAUGGUCAAGCACUACAGAUCACCCCUCUUCCUGGAACACAUCCUCUACUGGUGCUGGUUAAUCCGAAGAGUGGUGGUCGACAAGGAGAAAGGGUAUUGCGGAAGUUCCAGUACCUGCUUAACCCCAGACAGGUUUACAGUCUAGAUCGUGGAGGACCCAUGGUAGGGUUAAACUUUUUCCGUGAUGUGCCUGACUUCCGAGUAUUGGCCUGUGGAGGAGAUGGAACAGUGGGCUGGAUCUUGGAUUGCAUUGAUAAGGCUAAUUUUGCCCGCCACCCUCCUGUCGCCAUCCUACCGCUGGGCACUGGCAAUGACCUGGCACGCUGCCUCCGCUGGGGUGGAGGCUAUGAGGGAGGCAAUCUUCUCAAGUUCCUCAGGGACAUUGAGCACAGUAGUGAGGUGGUGCUGGACCGUUGGAACAUUGACAUUUCCCCCGAUGACAAGGAGGAAAAGGGAGACCCUGUGCCAUACAGCAUAGUCAAUAACUACUUCUCCAUUGGAGUGGAUGCGUCAAUAGCUCACCGAUUCCACUUGAUGAGGGAAAAACAUCCUGAAAAGUUCAACAGCAGGAUGAAAAAUAAGCUCUGGUACUUUGAAUUCGGCACCACAGAGACCAUUUCAGCCACGUGCAAGAAGCUCAACGAGAGUGUGGAAGUGGAGUGUGAUGGCAUCAUCCUGGACCUCAGCAGCACGUCUCUGGAGGGGAUUGCUGUGCUCAAUAUUCCCAGCAUGCAUGGCGGCUCCAACUUGUGGGGAGAGACCAAGAAGAGACGCAACUACAACCGCAUGAGUAAGAAACUACCUGAAAGGAUGUGUGUCAGUACCGUCACCGACGCCAAGGAACUUAAAUUCUGUGUGCAAGAUCUGAGUGACCAGCUGCUUGAAGUGGUGGGCUUAGAAGGGGCCAUAGAGAUGGGCCAGAUCUACACAGGCCUCAAGAGUGCUGGUCGACGUCUCGCCCAGUGUGCCAGUGUCACCAUCAGGACAUCCAGACCGCUGCCUAUGCAGAUUGAUGGGGAGCCAUGGAUGCAGCCUCCAUGCACGAUACGAAUUACACACAAGAAUCAGGUGCCCAUGCUGAUGGGUCCUCCACAGAAAACCCCCUUCUUCUUCUUCAAGAAGCGCAACAGAAGUCGAGACUAGGCUCACCUCUAACACACAGACAUAUCUUCACUAAUCUCAGCCACUGUAUCUGCUCUGCUGGGGAGGUGAAGAGGGACAUCUGAGUGGAAAAAUAGUUCUUUGGUGAUGGACAAAUAGUUCUUUGGUGAUGGACAAAAAUUAAACUCAUACCUUUAUCUUGCAUGGACAAAGGACUCUGAUGCCUGUAGUAGCCUAACCAUUAGAGAGACUUCAGUGAAUGAAGAAGCCAACCCAGCAUCUUGACCAAUUCCUGUGUGUUUGAAUCUCUGAUAUUCCUACAAUGGGCUGCAUAGGCUGUAAAUUUUUAAUUAUUCCUGCCAGAGCCAGGACCACCAGACCAUUGACUUUGUAUCAUACUGCGCUCUCUCACUUCCUGUGAGUGGGUUCAUCAGACAAUACUGACUUGCAGAGAGAAAAGGGAAGGGAUAUAUGAAGAAUAAACUAAAGUGCUCAGGAACAUCUUCAAAAAGAGUGCUACAGGUAGUGCUAAGGCCAGGGAUGACAACUUGAAAUAUUCACCCUGUUAUGAAAGUUAGAGUGGGUGGGGCAGAGCAAACUGUCGUCCUGAAGGAGUCUGCUGAAUUAUAUAUCAGUUCAUGGAGAGUGUUCACACAAACACCUCUUUAAAGCCACACAACAUGCCACUACUUACAGAGACAAAACAGUGAGCUCAUAUUUUAUGCAGUGUGUAGUUUAUGGGCUGUGGGCUGAUGAGAAGAGGAAGGCCCUAUCAUUUGCUUCUGACCUAUCUGGUGUCCACCUUCAGACCACUGAUAUCCAAAGGUAGCCAGUGUCAAUUUUGUAAAAUAAUACAUAGCUUACCGGUAGGUGCAGACACCACAGACACUGUUAGGAGGAUAAUCUACGGAGGUAAAAGAAAGAUGUGUUUAGCAAAAAGUCUUUUUUUAGCAAUUUACAAAUCAAGAGGCUGGACCUUUCCCUAGCCUCAAUUUCUCAUCGCUCUGGGUAUGCACUAUAGGUUGAGUAAAUAAGUGUCAGAAAUGAAUCUCUCAGGCCAUGUCUACAAUAUUAAGUAGACCAGAUUAAAACCAGCCCUAUGGUCCUGCAUGGGUAUCUGACUGAACAUAACCCUAAAUAUAUCACCCUAUUUCAGGCACUAUCUUUCCCAUGAAACACUAUACCUAAAUACACCAUGAAACCAUCAGCUCGUAAUUUUCAAGUCUGCUGACAGGGGUGUUAAAACACCUAAAUCAUCCAAGUAGGAAAACAAAUCUAUGUUACUGUGUUUGUGCCAAUGUCCAAGCUUAGAAAAUAUUCAUGUUCUGAUGGCUGGACACCAUAUAUGCUGUGAAGUAAACUUUUUUUAACCUUUCUUAUAUAGCCGAUCGAAAUGAUAUCAGCGUUAGACUAAAGAUGCCUACCAUCAUGUAUAUGAAUACACAGUAGUUGUAUAUUCUGAGAACCUUGUGUGCAUAUAUAUGAAUGUGUUUGAUGAUAUAACUUGUAGAGUAAUGUAAUAUAGCUUUAGAGAUUAGUAGUGUUAUCUCACGGGUGACAUGAAUGACUGACAUAUUGUCCCCGAUAUAGAUAAGCACUCUAUGAUAGUCAGAUAUAUUGGCACUGUGUAGAACUGUGCGUCUAAAAGUUAAAUUACUUAAGCUUCUCCAUUUUAGAUCUGGGAUCAGAUAAGUUUUUUUUUGUCUGAAAUGAUUUAACUUCGAGUUUGACAUUUUUAAGGUAAUUUCAGAUCAGCACUGAUUGUACAGCUGAUGUUCUCAAAACACAAUUCUUCAAACAGGCAGACUACUCUGCCUCUGGUUCCCUUUAAUGAACACCAAAUCAAAGAUACAGUAUCAAGGUCCUUCAAAGUGCAAAUUUGUCUAGAUAACCACAGGAUAUGACUUUGUCAUUCCAAUAAAAAGUUAUAGUGUAUUUCACUAGAACUCCAUUGUCUCCUGUGGUCAUCAGACAGUUGCCUUUUAUGGUCCUCUGGUGCUUAAGGAAUGUUGGUUUGGUUAUGAGUGCAUGUUUACAAUUUCUUUUCAUUUUACAAUUUAGAUGAUGUUUGUUGUAUAGAUAUUUUAUCUAACGUGACAUCACUGCAUGCCUACUAAAGCAAAGAAGACAACAAUGUCUGCUCAAAGAGAGACCAUGUUGAACUUUCUCAAGAGUCUGCCAUCUUCUCAUGAUUAUAUUCCUAGGCCUUUUCUACCUUUGCUUAAUUGUUGUACCCUACUGUCUUUAUUCAUUGUGUUUUCCCAUAAUAUGUUUGAAACAUGUUCAUGGUAAAAACACCAAUGUGGCUGUUCUUUGUUAGGUUCUCAAUAGAGAAAUGUCUGGCACCCAGAUAAUGUAUCAACAGGGAACAGAAGUAACAUUCGUCCCACAGGCAUCAUCCCUGAUACAUAUCACUGUCAUGAUCUUCAUUAUUUAUGUUAAUAUACAGUAAAUAACUAGUAGUCUUAAUCAGGAAACACAAAAUAGCAUUUUGCCUGGAGUAGAACACAUUCAAUACAAACUGAAAAUUCAACCAAAAAGUCAUCGAACUUUUGUACUGUGUUGCAAGAUUAGUUACCUAUUAACAUUACUUAGUGGUUGAUUAGUAUAAUUUUGGCCUUCCCUAUUAUAAAGAACAUCAGCCACUGUGUGUCUUAACAUCACAAAUUUCUUCAGAGUCUUUUGUCAUUAAUAUUUCACAUGCACAUUUUCUCUAGCUUGUCCUAGUUAUUAAUGUUUAAUACUAUUAUUGUCUUACAUCUGUUCUUACAUGUAACACUGUGAUAUAAUCUUUAAAAAAAAUGCUACUUCC
Pangasianodon hypophthalmus (striped catfish) is the source of this 6277-nucleotide messenger RNA. RefSeq names its product diacylglycerol kinase beta (gene dgkg). The transcript has 27 exons. Gene Ontology annotation, biological process: lipid phosphorylation; intracellular signal transduction; diacylglycerol metabolic process. The coding region runs from base 841 to 3507 and encodes 888 amino acids. NCBI's taxonomy places the organism in Eukaryota, Metazoa, Chordata, Actinopteri, Siluriformes, Pangasiidae. Gene Ontology annotation, molecular function: calcium ion binding; ATP-dependent diacylglycerol kinase activity. The record is from RefSeq and is a predicted model, not a curated record. Gene Ontology annotation, cellular component: plasma membrane.